Morchella importuna is the source of this 219-nucleotide messenger RNA. RefSeq lists its product as uncharacterized. Lineage: Eukaryota; Fungi; Ascomycota; Pezizomycetes; Pezizales; Morchellaceae. Bases 1 to 219 code for a protein of 72 amino acids. The transcript has 3 exons. The record is from RefSeq and is a predicted model, not a curated record.
AUGAAAAAAGACUUACAGGCUUGGGGUUGCACACCCGAGGAGACCGAUAUUGCUAUGCCUUAUUCUGCCGAACGUUGCCUGCAUGCAGGCACUGGGCCGCGGAACAUCCGAGAAGGAGAUUCGCCAAAGAAUUCACUAGCCACCGUCUUGGAUGGCAUGAGGCGGGGUAGUUUUUCGGUAACAGUCUCGGGGGUGGUUGAUCUUUUGCGCAAGUGUUAA